Pseudoliparis swirei is the source of this 1367-nucleotide messenger RNA. Its product is annotated as aggrecan core protein-like. The record is from RefSeq and is a predicted model, not a curated record. Lineage: Eukaryota; Metazoa; Chordata; Actinopteri; Perciformes; Liparidae. Bases 531 to 1199 code for a protein of 222 amino acids. The transcript has 2 exons.
GUCGGUAGAUACUCACCCAACACAUGCUGGCCGUGCCGCUUCAUGCACAUCGUUUACGACUGGAGAAUACGUCCCUUUUGAGCAUUAAAGAUGCUGAACUGCACUCUGUUGUCCUGCGACUUGUACUUGUGCGAGGACGACGUUGAAUUUGAAUCUGAUGUUUUUCCUGAUACUUGUGGCUUCCCUCGGAGGACCCUGGAGGUGGCUGCCUAGUCUGCAUCGUGGUUGUCUACCAGAAGCUUUUCAUCACUUUUAAUUCAAACUAACUAACUCUUUCUGUUGAGAUUUUGUUUAUUGCGCAGACCCUAGUGGUAGAACAUUCCAUAUUCUGCAUUUAAAGUUCAAUUAAAUUUAAUUCAGUUUAUUUUGAAUAGCCCAAUAUAACAAAUUACAAACUCCCCUCAGAGUGCUUUACAAUCUGUACACAUAUGGCAUCCCUGACCUCUGACCUUUGACCUCACAUCGGAUCAGAACAAUCUCUCAACAAAUAGAAAAAACCCUUUCACUGGGGGACCACGAUCCAGACCUCCAUGAUUCAGACCUCCAUGAUCCAGACCUCCAUGAUCCAGACCUCCACGAUCCAGACCUCCACGAUCCAGACCUCCACGAUCCAGACCUCCAUGAUCCAGACCUCCACGAUCCAGACCUCCAUGAUCCAGACCUCCAUGAUACAGACCUCCAUGAUCCAGACCUCCACGAUCCAGACCUCCACGAUCCAGACCUCCAAGAUCCAGACCUCCCCGAUCCAGACCUCCACGAUCCAGACCUCCAAGAUCCAGACCUCCCCGAUCCAGACCUCCACGAUCCAGACCUCCCCGAUCCAGACCUCCACGAUCCAGACCUCCACGAUCCAGACCUCCACGAUCCAGACCUCCAUGAUCCAGACCUCCACGAUCCAGACCUCCACGAUCCAGACCUCCAUGAUCCAGACCUCCACGAUCCAGACCUCCAAGAUCCAGACCUCCACGAUCCAGACCUCCACGAUCCAGACCUCCAUGAUCCAGACCUCCACGAUCCAGACCUCCACGAUCCAGACCUCCCCGAUCCAGACCUCCACGAUCCAGACCUCCACGAUCCAGACCUCCACGAUCCAGACCUCCAUGAUCCAGACCUCCACGAUCCAGACCUCCAUGAUCCACUCUAUUGCAGAUUCAACUUCAGCUGUUGACCAUAACUCCUCCAAUGUUCCUCUCAGUUGAACCUGAACCUCAUUCUAACUUCUAACCACGUCCUUACAUCUGGUCCUCAUGCUCUACCCAUCGGGACGUACACAUGACCACACACACCUCAUCCACGAGGCCUUUUAUGUUUUAAAUAUAAACAUAAUAAUGAAUGCAACUCGCUGAUUUCCCUUUGCUGUGAUUGGG